This is a messenger RNA of Psammomys obesus (fat sand rat), 1700 nucleotides long. It is a transcript of the gene Fto, whose product is annotated as FTO alpha-ketoglutarate dependent dioxygenase. The transcript has 9 exons. Gene Ontology annotation, biological process: DNA alkylation repair; RNA repair; regulation of multicellular organism growth. Gene Ontology annotation, molecular function: broad specificity oxidative DNA demethylase activity; ferrous iron binding; mRNA N6-methyladenosine dioxygenase activity. The coding region runs from base 31 to 1539 and encodes 502 amino acids. The record is from RefSeq and is a predicted model, not a curated record. NCBI's taxonomy places the organism in Eukaryota, Metazoa, Chordata, Mammalia, Rodentia, Muridae.
CCACCGUGGCGAAGGCGGUUUAGUAGCAGCAUGAAGCGCGCCCAGACCGCGGAGGAACGAGAGCGCGAAGCUAAGAAACUAAGGCUCCUGGAGGAGCUUGAGGACACUUGGCUUCCUUACCUGACUCCCAAAGAUGAUGAGUUCUAUCAGCAGUGGCAGCUGAAAUAUCCCAAACUGGUUCUCCGAGAGGCUGGCAGUAUAUCCGAGGAGCUGCAUAAAGAGGUCCCCGAGGCCUUUCUCACACUGCAUAAGCAUGGCUGCUUGUUUCGGGACGUGGUUAGGAUCCAAGGCAAAGAUGUGCUUACCCCAGUGUCUCGCAUCCUCAUCGGGGACCCAGGCUGCACUUACAAGUACCUGAACACUCGACUCUUCACAGUGCCCUGGCCAGUGAAGGGCUGCACCAUCAAUUACACAGAGGCUGAGAUUGCUGCUGCAUGUCAGACCUUCCUCAAGCUCAAUGACUACCUGCAGGCUGAGACCAUCCAGGCCUUGGAAGAACUGGCUGUCAAAGAGAAGGCUAAUGAAGAUGCUGUGCCAUUGUGCAUGGCAGAGUUCCCCAGGGUCGGCAUGGGGUCCUCCUGUGAUGAAGAAGUGGACAUUAAGAGCAGAGCAGCUUACAACGUGACUUUGCUAAACUUCAUGGAUCCUCAGAAAAUGCCGUACCUGAAAGAGGAGCCUUAUUUCGGCAUGGGGAAAUUGGCGGUGAGCUGGCAUCAUGACGAGAACCUGGUGGAUAGGUCAGCUGUGGCGGUAUACAGCUACAGCUGUGAAGGCUCCGAUGACGAAAGCGAGGAUGAGUCUAGCUUCGAGGGCAGAGAUCCCGAUACUUGGCAUGUUGGUUUCAAGAUCUCAUGGGACAUUGAGACGCCAGGCUUGGCAAUACCUCUUCACCAGGGCGACUGCUAUUUCAUGCUGGAUGAUCUCAAUGCCACCCACCAGCACUGUGUUUUGGCUGGCUCACAGCCUCGGUUUAGUUCCACCCACCGCGUGGCCGAGUGCUCAACAGGCACCUUGGAUUAUAUUUUACAACGCUGCCAGUUGGCGCUGCAGAAUGUCCUCAAUGACUCAGACAAUGGCGAUGUCUCCUUGAAGUCCUUUGAACCUGCAGUUUUGAAACAAGGAGAAGAAAUCCACAACGAGGUUGAGUUUGAGUGGCUGAGGCAGUUCUGGUUUCAAGGAAAUCGAUACAAAAUUUGCACUGAUUGGUGGUGUGAACCCAUGACUCACCUGGAGGGGCUGUGGAAGAAGAUGGAGAAUGUGACAAAUGCUGUGCUUCGUGAAGUUAAAAGAGAGGGGCUCCCUGUGGAACAAAGGAUUGAAAUUCUGACUGCCAUCCUGGCCCCAGUCACCGUGCGCCAGAAUCUGAGGAAAGAAUGGCAUGCCAGGUGUCAGUCCCGAGUCGUCCGGACCUUACCAGCAAAUCAGAAGCCAGACUGCCGGCCAUACUGGGAGAAGGAUGACCCUUCCAUGCCUCUGCCUUUCGACCUCACAGACGUGGUUUCAGAGCUCAGAGGCCAGCUUCUGGAAGCAAAACCCUAGAAGAAGCUCAAGCCUUAGGUGGAGAAGGAAAACAUUCUUGGCUUUCCUCCCGAAACCUCGGAGAAGGGUAGUAUAUACUCUUUUCAACCUGUAGGUUAUAGGAUCUGGGUUCCAGUUCAAAACAGCUAGAGAAUAAAGCCCACAAAUACUGAAAUGUUAAA